Indicator indicator is the source of this 1935-nucleotide messenger RNA. It is a transcript of the gene MTMR2, whose product is annotated as myotubularin related protein 2. NCBI's taxonomy places the organism in Eukaryota, Metazoa, Chordata, Aves, Piciformes, Indicatoridae. Gene Ontology annotation, biological process: dephosphorylation. The coding region runs from base 1 to 1935 and encodes 644 amino acids. The transcript has 15 exons. Gene Ontology annotation, molecular function: phosphatidylinositol-3,5-bisphosphate 3-phosphatase activity. The record is from RefSeq and is a predicted model, not a curated record.
AUGGAGGAGAGCUCCAGCUGCGAGAGCCUCGGCGCUGGGCGGGCGGCGGCGGCGCGGCCGCCCAGCGGCGACUCCCUCUCCAGUGCUUCCACUUCUCAAUCGGACCAUUCUACUCACACCAAAUCUGUGUCUGCUAUAUCAUCUGACUCGGUCUCCACCUCAGCAGACAACUUCUCUCCAGAUUUAAGGGUCCUGAGGGAGACUAAUAAAUUGGCUGAAAUGGAAGAGCCACCUUUGCUGCCGGGGGAAACCAUUAAAGACAUGGCUAAGGAUGUUACUUACAUCUGCCCCUUCACUGGAGCAAUCAGAGGAACACUUACUGUUACCAAUUAUAGACUGUACUUUAAAAGCAUGGAACGGGACCCUCCUUUUGUCCUAGAUGCAUCUUUAGGUGUAAUCAACAGAGUGGAGAAAAUUGGAGGUGCUUCCAGUCGUGGUGAGAAUUCGUAUGGGCUGGAGAUUGUAUGCAAGGAUAUCCGAAACUUGCGAUUUGCCCAUAAGCCAGAAGGGAGGACUAGACGAUCCAUAUUUGAGAACCUAAUGAAAUAUGCUUUCCCAGUUUCAAAUAAUUUGCCACUUUUUGCAUUUGAGUACAAAGAGGUUUUCCCAGAAAAUGGAUGGAAGGUGUAUGACCCCACUUGGGAGUACAGAAGACAGGGAAUUCCCAAUGAAAGCUGGAGGCUGACCAAGAUUAAUGAGCGCUAUGAGCUGUGUGAUACAUACCCUGCCAUUUUAGCUGUGCCUGUAAGCAUUCCUGAUGAAGAAUUAAAGAAAGUAGCAUCUUUCAGAUCAAGAGGACGCAUACCAGUGUUGUCAUGGAUUCACCCAGAAAGUCAAGCAACGAUCACUCGCUGUAGUCAGCCAAUGGUGGGAGUGAGUGGCAAGCGAAGUAAGGAAGAUGAAAAGUACCUUCAAGCCAUCAUGGAUUCUAAUGCUCAGUCCCAUAAAAUCUUUAUAUUUGAUGCAAGGCCUAGUGUGAAUGCUGUAGCAAAUAAGGCUAAAGGAGGGGGCUAUGAGAGCGAGGAUGCCUACCAAAAUGCAGAACUGGUGUUCCUGGACAUUCACAACAUUCAUGUCAUGAGAGAGUCACUGAGAAAACUGAAGGAAAUUGUGUAUCCGAAUAUCGAGGAAACUCACUGGCUGUCUAACUUGGAGUCAACUCACUGGCUAGAGCAUAUCAAGCUCAUUCUCGCUGGAGCCCUUCGGAUCGCUGACAAGGUGGAGUCGGGGAAGACAUCUGUGGUUGUACACUGCAGUGACGGCUGGGACCGGACAGCCCAGCUCACCUCUCUCUCUCUGCUCAUGUUAGACGGCUACUACCGAACAAUCAGGGGCUUUGAAGUGCUAGUGGAGAAGGAGUGGCUGAGCUUUGGCCACAGAUUUCAGCUGAGAGUUGGCCACGGAGACAAGAAUCACGCAGAUGCAGAUCGCUCUCCUGUCUUCCUCCAGUUCAUUGACUGUGUCUGGCAAAUGACAAGACAGUUCCCUACAGCAUUUGAGUUCAAUGAGUACUUUUUGAUAACCAUCCUGGAUCACCUGUAUAGCUGUUUGUUUGGGACCUUCCUGUGCAGCAGUGAGCAGCAGAGAGUGAAGGAGAGCCUUCCAAAAAAGACUGUAUCGCUUUGGUCUUACAUCAACAGCCAGCUGGAGGACUUCACUAACCCCUUGUAUGUCAGCUACUCCAACCACGUCCUGUAUCCCGUGGCCAGCAUGCGCCACCUCGAGCUGUGGAUUGGCUACUACAUCCGCUGGAACCCCAGGAUGAAACCACAGGAACCUGUGCACAAUCGCUACAAGGAGCUUCUCGCUAAGCGUGCUGAGCUGCAGAAGAAAGUGGAGGAACUGCAGAGAGAGAUCACCAACCGUUCCACCUCCUCCUCAGAGAGAGCUGGCUCUCCUGCACAGUGUGUCGCUCCUGUACAGACAGUUGUGUAA